This is a messenger RNA of Aedes albopictus (Asian tiger mosquito), 5990 nucleotides long. RefSeq names its product trichohyalin-like. The record is from RefSeq and is a predicted model, not a curated record. The transcript has 2 exons. NCBI's taxonomy places the organism in Eukaryota, Metazoa, Arthropoda, Insecta, Diptera, Culicidae. Bases 28 to 1815 code for a protein of 595 amino acids.
GAUCGACCCAACAAUGCGGAGUGGUAUAUGGUCCAAUGCGGAGGAUGCAAGCGUUGGUACCACUUCUCCUGCGCCAGGGUGGAUACGAAGACGGUUCAUUCAAAAGAGUUCGUCUGUGUGGAGUGUUCGCGAAAGCAGAUUUCCCAGCGGUCAGUCCAAUCAGUGUCUGGCCGAUCUAGUGCUGCAAGUAGUCGACGGUCGCAGUAUGAACGUGAACUCCAACGUCUGGAAGACGAGCGACGCGCCGAAGAACAGGUCGAAGAAGAGCGUAGACGGCAGGAAAAGCUGCUAAUGGAGAAAGCCGCCAAGGAGAAGCUGGAGCGGGAAAAACAGUUCAUCGCCAAAAAACACGAACUGCUUCGCCUUCAAGACGACGAGAUUGUGAGUACUUCAAGCCGUCGUAGUAAGAGAAGCAGUAUUCAGCGAGUGGAGGACUGGGUAGAUAAGCUCGUUGACCCCGCCGCUGCGCCCGGCGACCAAGAACAAGUUCCGGGACCGGUUGACCAACACUCUAUGCCAGUUGGUGCAUCUACUCCAUUGGGCCGAAGCGUCGAAGAGCUUCAAAGGGAUUUGGCUGGCGACGAUAAUGUCGAACAAGGUUUAGCAUGUGUUGUCAAGCAGCGAACUUCCGUACCUCGGACGAUCGGAAGCAUCACGAUUGGGGAUAGCCCAGAGGUGGAACUUCCGAAGCUGGCAUUGGUGGAUAUUCAACCGUAUGUGCGGCUUUUGGACGAAUCCGUGCCGACCUCAUCGAACAUCGGACCACCGCAGUCGAAAACAGGAACAAAUCCUAAAAUAAUCGCGAAAGUGACCAAUCCCUCUCCAUUUGAGCUGUGGCAUCGUGAGACGUGUAACCGCCGACAGCAGCGCGAAGACGACGUCAUCAAAGAAAAUGAGAACCGUUUGCACGAAAUCGAGGCUGCCUUGCAACGGCAACGUGAUCUGGAACUGAAGUAUCAGCAGGAAACGGAACUGCGGCGUAGGCGAGAGGUAGACCUUGUGAACCGUUUGAAUCGUCUGGAAGACCAACGUGCAGAGGAGCGGCAACAGCUGAAGGAAGUAGAAAGUGCGUUGAAGAGGCAACUGGAGGAGAGCCUACUACGGUACCAAGUCCUGGAGAUGAAACGUAGGCAGGAGCAAUCUGCACGGGAGGAUCAGCUACGUCAAUAUCAAGAGCGAGAGCGUCUACUAACCGAACAGCUGAAGUCGGUUCAAGUAGGUGAAGCACGACGUGAAGAAGCAUUCCAAAACCCGGAGGGCGCAGAUGGUCAGUCUCGGGGCAUUGCGGCGUUUCAACUACAACAGGCUGCAGUGGAUCAGUGGCAAAGUGCAUCACCGUUUCAACUGCACCAACCGACACCGUUUCUACCGCACGGAGCUGCAGCAUGUCCACAACAAGAUGCACCAGUGAGUCAACUACAACAAGGUGUCCCGGAUGUUCCGGUACCUAUGAGACCCGUGAGUAAUCCACUGGCGGCGAUGGUAAGUGAUCCAGUAUGCAAUCUGCGCGAAACCGAUACAAGGCAGGUAGCUAGGUCAGUUAGUGGAACACUUUGUGUAGAUGCGCCAGGUAGAAUAGGAACGCCUCAUACUUUCACGAUAGACCAAGAGCUAGGACAGUCAAAUGUAGGGCAACAGGGCCAGUCACAGUUCCAUCCCUUUAAUCCACCAGAAAUAAACAUGUUGGGGGGGAAUCAUUUUCCACAAGUCCAGUUCGGGCCAACGCGCCAACAGUUAAUGGUCAGACAAGUGAUUCCAAAGGAGCUGCCGGUGUUUUCCGGGGAUCCUACUGAGUGGCCGCUAUUCGUAUCGUAAGUAGCUACCAGUAUUCAACAGAUGCGUGUGGCUACUCAGAUUCCGAGAACCUGCUGCGACUGCAACGAUCACUGAAAGGUAUCGCAAAGGACGCAGUGAGCAGUUUCCUUCUACAUCCGUCAACGGUACCGCAAAUCAUGGCCACUCUACAGACACUAUACGGAAGGCUGGAACAAAUCGUGCAUCACAUGGUGGCGAAGGUUCGCGCAACGCCUGCUCCAAAGGCGGACAGGCUGGAAACGCUAGUCCAACUUGGUCUGGUUGUCCAAAACCUGUGUGGACAUCUAAGGGCAAUCGGGAUGGGGAAUCACCUUUCAAAUCCCAUCCUGCUUCAGGAGCUCGUCGACAAGCUGCCGGCCAAUAUCAAAUUUAGCUGGGCGUUGUAUCAGGAGCAACAACCGGUCGUCAACUUGCGUACGUUUGGCGACUACAUAGGUAGAGUGACGGCUGCUACGAGUAGCGUAACAAACAUCUGUCCGCUCACCAAGCCGCAGAAGGAGGAAAAGCCGAGGACGAAGGAAAAGGCUUUCGUGAACACCCAUGCAACGUACGAGAAGAAGAAGCCAGGAUCGUUUAAGAGCGAACAGUCGUCGAACACAAACUCCAGCGGAAGCAGUGAGAAAAAAUGCUGCCCGAUGUGCAAAUCCCAUGAGCACAUCGCAGAGAAGUGUGUAGAGUUCACGAAGCUUUCGGUAAACGAGAGGUGGAAAUUUGUCAAGGAAAUGAAGCUGUGUCGGAGAUGUCUUGUCGCACACACUCGAUGGCCUUGUGAAGGUGAAGUAUGCGGAGUACAAGGAUGCCAGAAGCGCCACCAUCGGUUACUGCAUUACGUUCCAGAACCGGAGAAACCGUUGGCUACUACGAACGCGACUGUUACUGCUCAUCAACAAUCCGUUUCGUCGACGUUAUUCAAGAUACUACCAGUCACGUUGUACGGAAAGUCAGGCGCCGUCGACACUUAUGCGUUCUUGGAUGAUGGAUCGUCAGCAACCCUUCUGGAGAAAGCGAUAGCCGACGAACUAGGAGUAGACGGCAAAGCACUAUCAUUGUGCAUGCAGUGGACAAGCGGAAUUGACAAGAAAGUUCCUUCAACACAAAUAGCGAAGCUGAGUAUUUCUGAACCUGGGAGCCAAAGGAUGUUCCAGUUGUCGGAAAUAUACACCGUUGAGAACCUGAAGCUCCCGGAGCAGUCGAUCAACCUGGAUAAACUAGCUAAACAGUACAAGCACCUGCAGCGGUUGCCAGUGAAGAGUUUCGAGAGAGCUAACCCUGGAUUGCUGAUUGGACUCAGCAAUAGUCAUCUGCUGACCACCUCUAAAGUGCACGAAGGAAAGGAGCAAGAGCCUAUCGCAGUGAAAACUCGCAUUGGGUGGGUAGUUUGCGGCAGCUUACGUGGAGCGGAGAGUCAAUUGCAACAUCGACAGAUGCACAUUUGUGCAGAAACUAUCGACCUUGAUCUUCACAACUACGUCGAAGAGUUCUUCUCGGUGGAGAGCUUGGGUGUGGCUGUUGCUCCGAAUUUGGAAGGACUAGAGGAUCAACGAGCGCGACGAAUUCUACAGGAAACGACGGUGCAGAAAGCAAAUGGAAGAUUCGAGACGGGUCUGCUGUGGAAACAAUGGGCUUUAAUUCAGCACAUGUCGGACGUAUUUUGGCGGCGAUGAAUCCUCGAGUAUCUACUGGUGAUUUCUCGGCGAAGUAAGUGGUUUCAGGAUGUCGCUCCAGUUAAGGAAGGAAUGUUAGUGUUGAUAGCAGACGAAGGGAAUCGCAACGGAUGGAUACGCGGCCGAGUGAUCCGUACGUACCCAGGCAAGGAUGGAGUUGCGCGAAAAGCAGACGUAGAGACAACAAGCGGAGUACUGAACAGACCUGUCAGCAAACUUGCGGUCCUUGAUGUGAUUCUAAAUAGUGACGCCGAGAAGGUCCUCGGGCGCCACGUGGGGGAGGAUGUUACCGGCAACCCUGCCACUGAAAAGUCUCUCAACUAAUUUGAGUAGUGUGCGUGUGGCUAAUUGAAGUAAUGAGAGAUCUGUCGGUCAAUUGUCAGAUAGCUGUCAAAUAUAGAUUGAAGAUUAAAAGUGCAGAAUCAUCGAGGCGACUUUCAGAAAACCCAUCACUAUCAAAUUAGCUAAAUUAUAGAAGUUAAAAAAGUUAUAUUGUUGAACUAGAACUAUUGCGAGGUAUAAGGAGACUAAAUGUAAGUAAAUUGAAAUGGAAAAUGAACUAGUAUGUUACUAAUGGUAAUAAAUUUACAGCUUUGAGCUUACUUUCGAUCGGGAACAACGACGAGUUUGCUUCGUAAGACCUCCGAAACCGAACGUUCUCAACAAUCCCAGAAUCCAAUGAAACUCAAUUUUCUAGGAGAUGUUGUGUUAUUUAUUCAAUCAUUUGGAAGGGUUUUCCUAUACAUAAAAAACUUCAAAAUAUUACAAAUGUAUUUUCUUAGGAAAUGUAAUGUUUGAUCGCAAUAUGUAUUGAAGUGCACUUUUAAAUAUACAAUUAUUUAUAAUUAUGAAUUUUUCAAAUUUAUAUAUAUGUGUCUUAGAGCCAAUUUCAAACAUGUUCUUUUCUAUUUUUUUCCGAUCAUACUAAAUAUUUUUGGUUCAUCUUCUGAAUUAGAAUACCUGUUUGCCUUUACUUUGUCGCCAGGAAUAGGCAAAAAAACUAUGGAAUUUCUGAGUGCCUGGUAUUGUUUUGGCGUUAUUAUAUAUUUCUUCGAGAUCUUCUGACAUUUUAAUGUACUGUUCAGUGGAUACGUAACAGAAAUUUAAUUUAGUUAUAUUUUAUCUGUUUGUACAACUGCCCAGUUAUAUAACUCUCGUGGAGUUGUUAUGGUAUUUCCAUAAUCUCGAGCAAGGCUUGCUCUCUUUGCCAUUCGCUUGAGAGUGCCACCAAUAGCAUCAUAUGGACCUUUAGCGUGGGACGUUGCAAAAAAAUGCCAUUCUGCUCUUAAUGCAUGCUUUGACUGGAAUCCACAUAGACUAGCAAAGUUCUUCUUAUUUUUGUAUUGUGAUGCUGCCCCAUCAGACAUAAAAUAAAUUUUAGAAAAGUUCGUUAAUUGUUUCAUAAAAUCUAUCAUUUUUGAGAUGAACAACUGGACCGCAACUGUAUCGUGAGCCAUUACUUCCGAUAUGAUAAUGAAGCUAACAUUUACAAGUUUAUUAUCUUUCAUAUAGUAAAUUUCAAAUGGGUGUAUUGUUGCUUGCGAGUUGUUCCAAUGAUAUCCUUGAGCAGCGUUUUGAAUUAUGAAUGAAUAGUUUUCAGAGAAAUCACAAAUCGCAAGAAUUUCAUCAUCCUUUAAUGUAUCUUUUUUAUUUCUGAGAAAUGAUGAUUGUUGUUUAUGAAUAAAGUCGUGUGUUAUAAGUUUGUCAAUUUUAUCAACAAGAUACGGAACAAAUUCAUCAACAGGUUUAAUAAUCGUUUCUAAAUUACAGCGAUCAGUAUUAAACCACUGCUGAAAUAUAAUCUCUUCUUUGUCAUUUGAUUCUAAUAUCAAUGUAAGUUCCUCUUCAAUGUGUUCAUUACAAGCACACUUUUCUCUCUCUCUCUCUCUCUUCUUGGCGUAACGUCCUCAUUAGGACAAAGCCUGCUUCUCAGCUUAGUGUUCUAUGAGCACUUCCACAGUUAUUAACUGAGAGCUUCCUCUGCCAAUGACCAUUUUGCAUGUGUAUAUCGUGUGGCAGGCACGAAGACACUCUAUGCCCAAGGAAGUCAAGGAAAUUUCCUUUACGAAAAGAUCCUGGACCGACCGGGAAUCGAACCCGUCACCCUCAGCAUGGUCAUGCUGAAUACCCGUGCGUUUACCGCCUCGGCUAUAUGGGCCCUAUAAGCACACUUUUCACAAGCACGGAAAAAGCAAUUAUCUGUUCUGGUGGAAAUAUCGCAAAGCAUUUUUUGUAUUAUUUCAUCUUGUGACACAAUUCUUAUACUGUUGAACAUUAAAUUUACAUUUUCAUGAAUAGUACAUAUGCAUACAUUAUGUAUACCAGUAGAAUCAAGUAAAAUACAAUGCUUUGGUCGCAACUGUGUAAAUACUGUGAAACCAAUAUUCACAGUUUUGUACAUACACUCCCGUUCAAAAGUUUGGGGUCACCCCCUCAAAAACAUGUCAUUUUUUUAGGCCCAUAUCUCCGCCAAUUUGCGUCCGAUUUCAAAACUCUAGGUUUCAUUCAAAA